AUGCCGCGAAGAAACGGUCUGUUCCGGUUAAACGAAAUAUGCGUGCAGUACAUUGCCAACCACAUAGAGUUCUGGUGCGAGGACUACACUAAAAACUACAUGGGGAAACACAGCUUUCUCCACAUCAUUGGACCUUUCGAAGAUUUGACUUCUGAACAGGUGCAGAAAGUGUUAUCAACAUUACAGCGAAAGCGCCAGCUUGCACGUCAUCAUUUGCAGCUACUCUUACAUAACCGAGUUCAACAUCUUGAUCUGAGCGGUUGCAGUAAAAUUAUCAAUGAUCAGAUGAUUUAUGUGGUGGCAGCAAGGUGCAAGAGAUUGAAGAAUUUGAAUUUAUCCAACUGUAGUCGUGUCAGUUCCAAGGCUUUUCUGACACUAGCAGACAAGUUAUCUGACGCUAUCUGUCUGAACUUGAAACAAACGCGCUGCAUUGGUGACGCCCUAAGACUGAUUAUCACAAACUGCACAAAGCUCAGGGAGCUUAAUCUGCAGGGAGUCCAGGUGAACGAUAGUGACAUCUUUUUGAUGUGUCAAGCAGCACAGAAAGGGGAGGGAUGUUGUAGGUUAGUCUCACUGGAUGUCCUAGACACGUGGGUAACUGAGAAAGCCGUCACUGCAGUCAUCAAUCACUUACCAGAAAUCAGACAUUUGAACUGUAAUAACGUAUUUGUUAUUUUCCCUGAGGGAAUGGAAAGACAUGGGCAAGAAAUAGAUGGAUGUGAUGUUGGAAUUGCUCCCAAUAAAAUGUGUAAACUAAAGUCUUUAACAGCUGAAAAUCCUAAUGCUUUGAUUACAGACAACAAUUUGUUUGUAACUUGUCUUCAUUGCCCCGAAGUCACAAAAGUCGUGCUUGCUGGCCCACACGGUUUCACAGAUGCUGGCUUGCGCCAUAUUGUGUCAUUAAAUAAGCUCAAGGAGCUCACUAUAAGUAGCCAUCAUAAUAAUAUUUCAUUUUCUGGUGGUGUGCUUCCAAUUCUUCAAGCUGUCGGGAAGAAGAUAACACAUCUACAUUUGCAGGAUCUAGAAGAUAUUGAUGUUUAUGCUAUCGGAUUUCUGUGUCCUGAACUGCAAAGCCUAAAUAUUGAUGUAAGAAGUCUUGACAUUUGUAACUUUAUAUCUGAAUCCUCGUUCAAUACACAAGCAGUCGGCCAGCGGCGAAACCCAUUCGACAAACUGCGAAAGUUAGUGAUGUAUGCACAGGAAGAAAACAUGACCGAUGACACCAUGUUGGUUCUCCUAAAACACAGCCAUGAACUCGAAACUGUUGACAUCAUUCACAUGGGAAGUUUCAAAGAUGCAGUUCUUUUAGAAGCCUUAGAAAACAACAGGCUGUUAAAGCUUUGCAAAUUGAGUGUGUUUGGCUGUGGUAGUCUCUCGCAUGCACCGAUUACUCAAUUACUCCUGGAUGAUCAAAAUGAAAUUGGCGAUAUUCGAUUAUUAGAAUGCCGUGAAAUUAGUCUCCAGGAUAGUCGAGACUUCCUAAAAAUUAUCAGGAAGGGGCGGUAUAAUGUCACAUUGGAGUGGACCUAA
Saccoglossus kowalevskii is the source of this 1530-nucleotide messenger RNA. RefSeq names its product F-box and leucine-rich repeat protein 13-like. The record is from RefSeq and is a predicted model, not a curated record. Lineage: Eukaryota; Metazoa; Hemichordata; Enteropneusta; Harrimaniidae. Gene Ontology annotation, biological process: SCF-dependent proteasomal ubiquitin-dependent protein catabolic process. Gene Ontology annotation, cellular component: SCF ubiquitin ligase complex.